GGCAACUCACGCGCUACAUUUUAUAUUCUUAUUUUUGAAUAUAUAUUUUUUACAUAAAUAUAUAAAAUUAAAACAAUAAACGAAAUUUAAAUAAUAUUCUGUGUUGUGAAGAUAAAGCCAGUGUAUUACUUUAACACAGUGAGUAGGUACGAGUACCUACCUAUUGUUUCCUGUCUAAGGUGAUAAAAUGUUUUAUAUAAGGAGCGUCUACUCAGAUGUAUUUAGUACUCAAGAUUAAGAGAGAACAAACACAAUUGACACUAUUUCGAUACAAAUGGAUAAUAAAUAAAUAAGAAGUAGAACAAUAAGUAAAUAAAGGAAUCAAGAUGGUGCAGAAAGUACUGCCAAAGAUGACCCACAGCCAGCAACAACCACAGAAAGAGGACGUUUUCUCCAAAUUGAUAGGAGAUUUCGGCCGAUGGCAGCUGCUAGUAUUCUGUACAGUGUUCCUGAUCAAGCUGCCCACAGGAUGGGUGCAGAUGGCGAUCGUCUUCCUGACUCCAAGACCUGUGUUCUGGUGUGUGCAGUUUGCUAACUCUUCGGCAAUCGGUGCAAAUUCCACGUGUUACGACGACUGCCUGCGGUAUGACUAUGACACGUCUCCCAUGGAAAGUACCGUCGUGUCCGAGUGGGGGCUGAUCUGCGACAGGGCCUGGCUCGCCAGCUUCACGCAGACCAUCCUGCAGCUUGGAGUGCUGGUCGGCAGUGUCAUAUUCGGAUUCCUAGCUGACAGAUAUGGUCGCAAGCACACGUUCCUCCUGGCUGUGGUGUCCCUCAUCUGCCUCGGUCUGGGCGUGCCGUUCUCCCCAGACUACGUGACCUUCACCGUGCUGCGGUUCUUCCUCGGAGUCGCCACCGCCGGCACCAUGGUUGUCUCCUUCGUCAUCGUCAUGGAGGCUAUAGGACCCAGAUACCGCGAAUUAUUCGGAUGUUUUUUCCACCUGCCAUUUAUAAUGGGCCACCUGCUGGUCCCACUAGUGGCGUUCUACUGGCGCUCGUGGGAUAGCUUCCUGCUGGUGCUUGGCGUCUCCAACGUGCUCUUCCUCGGCUACUUCUUCGUGCUGGUCGAGUCUCCGCGGUGGCUACUCAGCGUCCACCGCGUUGAAGAAGCCGCCAACAUCGUUACUACUGCUGCAAACAUGAACAAGCUACCUACAGUGAACAUCCACGAGACCUUAUCAAAACUAGCUCUAGACUCGAGAACAGUCGACCAGCCGCGGCUGAACUACUGGGCGCUACUGCGGCCCGAGCUGCGCGUGCGCACCGCCUGCUCCGUGGUCCUCUGGCUGGUCACCGGACACACCUACUUCGGCUUCAACCAGUACAUCGGUCAGACCAGCCCGGAUCCCUUCCUCAGCGUCGCUGUCACCGCUCUCGUCCAGGUGCCAGCAAACUUCCUGGCAAUAUGGAUGGUGAGGCAGCUGGGGCGGAAGAUCACCGCUAUGUCCAGCCUGCUGAUCUGCGGUGCGAGCAUCGUAGCACUGGGCGUUGUGCCCCAGCUGGCCUGGCUCACGCAGACCCUCGCUGCCAUCGGCAACGGCUUUGCCUCCGUUGCAGCCACCUGCAUCUACAUCUACUCCUCAGAACUCUUCCCUACCGUCGUCAGGAACAUGGGCGUAGGCGUCUCCUCCACUGCGAUGAGGGUAGGCUCCAUGAUAGCCCCGUUCGUCGCCAGUUUAAGCAGCACGGCGUACUGGCUACCUACUGCCAUAUUUGGGGUGACUCCAAUUCUAGCUGGACUAGUCGUGGUGCUACUGCCUGAGACUAAAGGUCGAAAGCUGCCGGACAGUAUUGAAGAAGUUAGAGAAGAAAAAGAUAUGAAACAAGUCAUGAAGUAGGAUAGGUACUCGAAAGGUAUUAAUUGAUUUAAUAUUUUAGUUAAAAUUACUAUUUAAUGAGUAAUAUCAUUAAGUACUGAGAUAUUAAUAUGCUAGGCACCAUAUUAUGCAAUGUUACUCUAUAAAUUAAGGUAAGUAUUUGUGAGAAGAAUCAAUUAGCGGUGGAUAGAUGAACACUAAAACAGGAGAGGGAAAUAGGUAAUUAUGAUGAUAAUAAGGGUUACUGUGUUUUUAGUGAUUAAGUUUCAAGUCGGUAGGUACAAACAUAAUCUAUUUUUUCACUGGUCAAACAAAACGUUACCUACUCAGUCGACCUUGUUUUUAAUAUAUUCAUAAUUAAAUAUACUAUUGGUUAGUAGGAAUGUAACUCCGUAAAAGUGACAAAAUAUCUAAUGGAAAUUGAUUUUAAGUAAAGUUUUGAAACAAUAUUCACAGUGGGCAAUAUAAUUAAAACACAUAUUUUAAUAAAUAUUAUGUAUGCUAUUUUAAUAACUAAA
Pectinophora gossypiella (pink bollworm) is the source of this 2335-nucleotide messenger RNA. RefSeq names its product organic cation transporter protein-like. Gene Ontology annotation, cellular component: membrane. The record is from RefSeq and is a predicted model, not a curated record. Gene Ontology annotation, biological process: transmembrane transport. The transcript has 6 exons. The coding region runs from base 327 to 1838 and encodes 503 amino acids. Gene Ontology annotation, molecular function: transmembrane transporter activity. NCBI's taxonomy places the organism in Eukaryota, Metazoa, Arthropoda, Insecta, Lepidoptera, Gelechiidae.